CAAGGCUGAAUGGCGAAAAUCGUUUGUAAUCUGGCGUUCGUAUAUCGCUGCCCCGUUCCAGAAGGACUUGCACCAGGUUCUCAUCGCAGAACGCGAUGGCGUACCAAAUAGCAGACCGGUUCUUGAUAUCCGUUAUAUUCAGACAUGGAUUAAAAUCCA
Messenger RNA from Penicillium arizonense, 159 nucleotides. RefSeq lists its product as uncharacterized. Bases 10 to 111 code for a protein of 33 amino acids. The record is from RefSeq and is a predicted model, not a curated record. The transcript has a single exon. Lineage: Eukaryota; Fungi; Ascomycota; Eurotiomycetes; Eurotiales; Aspergillaceae.